GGGGCGCGGGCGUUGGUGUUGGCAGGUCCUCGGCCGUUGGCAGAGCUCGGCCCGGAGACGGUCGGUGGACACCAGGCUCCCUCAGAGGCCAGGUCUGUCCAGGGCCAGAGGGAGUGAUCGGGCAGCCCGUGGAGAACAUCAGCCCCCGGCGUGAAGAUGGCGGACAAAGGCAAGAAGGACAAAGCCAAAGAGGCGAAGGAGGAGAAGAAGGACGAGAAGAAGGACGAGAAGAAGGACGAGAAGAAGGACGAGAAGAAGGACGAGAAGAAAGACGAGAAGAAGGGCGAGAAGAAGGGCGAGAAGAAAGAGAAGAAGGACGAGCAGAAGGACGAGCAGAAGGGCGAGCAGGGCGAGCAGAAGGACGAGCAGAAGGGCGAGCAGGGCGAGCAGGGCGAGCAGGGCGAGAAGCCGAAGAAGGAGCGGUCGGCGCAGCCCAGGGACGAGGUGGGCACGCGGAAGGGCUGCCGCCGCUACCGGUGGGAGUUCAAAGACAGCAACAAGGAGUUCUGGGUGAUGGGACACGCGGAGGUCAAGAUCCUGAGCGUAGGCUGCCUGGUGGGCGCGAUGACCAUGUUCACGGGGACCCCCAUACACCCCCUCAUCCCGCUCAUCCUCACCAUGGAGCUGUCCAUCUUCUGCUUCUUCUUCAUUAUCUACACCUUGGCCAUCAACAGAUACCUGCCUUUCAUCCUGUGGCCCAUUUCUGACAUUCUCAACGACCUGUUCUCCUUUGUCUUCCUUGUGGGGACCCUGGUCUUUGCAGUGAGAAUGCGACAGACCAUGCCACUGCACUACUUCAUCGCCUUGAUCCUUAUUGGCCUGGCUGGAUUUUUUGCUUUAAUCGAUAUUUGUCUCCAGAGAAAACACUUCAGGGGCAAGAGGAUGAAAAAGAACGCGCUUGUUCCUCCUCCAGGAAAGGAGGCAGAAGAGGCUGAGAAGCCAGACGCAGAGAAGUCAGAGACCGGGAAGCCCGAGGCGGGGAAGCCCAAGGCCGCAAAGCCUGAGGCUGGGAAGCCCGAGGCAGCCAAGCCGGCCGCUGUGGCCGCGGAAGGGGCGCCAAAGAAGGGCAAGAAAUGACAGGAGGGGACGCACACGGCCAGCGGCGGAGCCCCUUACACGCCAUCUUCCACUGUCUCCCUUCUUUCUAGAAUGGUUUCCUUUUCCAUUUUAAUCACCACCUUUGACUGGAAAAGAAAUUUCUCGUAUAAAUGGAUUUUAAAGUGUAAUAUGGACCUACACUGUUUUGC
Messenger RNA from Talpa occidentalis (Iberian mole), 1247 nucleotides. RefSeq names its product CKLF like MARVEL transmembrane domain containing 2 (gene CMTM2). NCBI's taxonomy places the organism in Eukaryota, Metazoa, Chordata, Mammalia, Eulipotyphla, Talpidae. Bases 157 to 1077 code for a protein of 306 amino acids. The record is from RefSeq and is a predicted model, not a curated record. The transcript has 4 exons.